Drosophila innubila is the source of this 4482-nucleotide messenger RNA. It is a transcript of the gene M7BP, whose product is annotated as calphotin. The record is from RefSeq and is a predicted model, not a curated record. The transcript has 17 exons. Bases 681 to 4283 code for a protein of 1200 amino acids. NCBI's taxonomy places the organism in Eukaryota, Metazoa, Arthropoda, Insecta, Diptera, Drosophilidae.
CUCGACUUCAAAGCGUCGACGUCGUCGGCUCAUUCGCGAUUCAACCUUUGCGCGACGCUGACGCGCAACACCAGAGCAGAAGCAGCGAAAUAAAUCACGAAAAAUAUUCAUAUACUCGUAAGUAAAUGUUUUGCGCCUCCCUCUUGGGGAAUUUGUAUAUCGCAGCGACUGAUAAGCAAAGCGAAAAGCAAAAAACAAAAACCGGCAGAGCCUACUCAGGUAAAAGCCAUGGCAAGACAAAGCAAAACAAUGGCAAUAACGGUCGAGUAAUUAACAAAAAUGCGCGCAGAGCGACAACUGAAUGAAAAAAAGAAAUAAAAGAAAAAAUUUAAGAAAAAAAUAAAAUAAAAAUAGCAAACUGAACUGAAAAUUGUGUGUGCGAGAAUUUCAUUGAGUAGUGAACUUGGAGGUGUGAAGAGGCGCCUCCGGCUGGUUCCCAGGCAGCCAACUUGUAUAUGCAACAUCUACUUGCAAUCUCUCACUGUACACGAGAGUGUGUGUGUGUGUGUGUGUAAAUCACUCAGCUGUGUGUGCGUGCGGAAAUGGCUUAGAGCGGCAAUUGUUGGCGCAAAAAUGUUGUGAUUAAAAGUGAACGUUACGUUUGUGUGUCAAGACGGGGUCAAAGUGAAACGAAAGCGCAAAAUUCAGCAAAUAUCAAAAAAAGAGCAACAACAACAACAAUGACAGCCAACGCAACAUCACCAGCAGCAACAGUUGCCGCAACGGAAGCAACAGCUGCAACAGCAGCAACCACAACAACAACCACAACAUCACCAGCAACAAGUAGCAACAACAGCAGCGCUGAAAAUAGUCCUGCUCAUCAGCUGAACAGCAGCGUCGACAGCGGCAUCGCUGUCCUCGAUGUGGACACUCAGUCCUUGAAGCGGCGACAGCGACUGCAGCAGUGCCAACGCAUCCUCCAGCUGCUGCAGCGGGAUCAGCCCACAUAUCAACAGCUUCGCGAUAGAUUAAGUAAAAUAGUCGAUAAGAAGCCGAAGAAAGCGGAAGCCGUCGAAGAGCUGCAAAGCUGCAAUGUCUGCUGUGCAGAACUGGAUACAAGCAGUGCCAAAAACUACGUCACAUGUUGCACGUGUGGCAAAUUCGUGUGCCGUGGCAUCAAGUGCGCCGAUUGGCGGCCAAAGGAUGCCCAAUGGGAGUGCGAGCUGUGCCACAGCUCGAAGCAAUCGUUGGCCCACACCUCCUCGUGGGUCGCCGAGCAAAUGUGCUUCAACCAACAGAAGUUCGUAUAUCCCCUACGUGCACGCAGCGAAGUUUAUAUACCCAUCACAGACAGCUCAAUGCAGUUUGAAAGCGUCAGUCAAAUUGGAGCGAAUAGUGUGAAUAUCAAUGGCGAUGAACGCAACAGAAUUCGUGAAUAUGUUGAGGAAAUUGUUGCCGAAAUGCUGGGCGGCAAUCUCGAUCACAUCAAAGUCAGCCAAUUGUCCAAAAGCGAAAACUACAUGCAGCUGUUUGAUAGAUACCAUGCGAAACUGAGCAACCUGCUUAUCAAUAUGGAGAACGCUUUGUGCGCCCGUGCGCUCAAAGGAGACUUGCCCGCCAUUGUCAACGGCAACAACAACAGCAACAUCAGCAACAACAACAACAGCGGCAACAACAAUAAUGAGCUAUCGGACAUUUCACAGACGCGUCUCCGCAAUCUUAUUGAGACCAUCAUUGCAGAGACGCUGCGCAGCAGCAGCGCCGUUGGCGUCGGCGUCGGCAGCGUGCUAAGUCCCAGCGCAGCCGUCUCGGAGAUUAGUCUGGACACGAGAUCCAAUGGACAACUGUCGGUGCUCAGCAAUGGCAACAAGCGGCGUCAUCGCACCGAGCACUACUUUGAGCCAAAAAUCUAUCAGGAUCUUUUAGCCACAGCGGUGCUAAAUAAGAUUGUGGAUAAAGAGGGUAAUACCCGACUUAUAUCGGAGAGUACACCGGACUUGAGUGGUCACAACAUUGAUGAGAAUUACAAUGCCGAAGCGUUGAGCACUACGUCCGGUAGUUCCAUAGAGCCUCGCAGUGACUGCAGCCUAACCGACAAUGAACUGUUACUUAAUACGGGCAAAGUCGAUUUGAAAGUUGAUUUGGAACGCGAAUCGGUAUUGAGUGACUAUAUAGCCGCCCAUAUGGUGCCACUGCCUGAUUUCUCGGCAUCAGUUACCGAAUCGGAAGAUGAUAUCAUCUCAAUGUCAUCGAGUAUGGUUGGUGAUGCCACCUGGGAGGAUAAUUGGCUCUUUAGGAAGAAACGCAGCACCUUGCAAAGUUCGGCAACUCCGAGCAGCAUUGGCAUGCUGGUGCCGGCACCCAAAGAGAAUGUUCGCGCCCAGAUUGGCGAUAGAACCGCCGAUGAGGUUAGCGAUCUGUCCGAAAUCGGCUCAGAUGCAGAGGAAUCAUCUCUGGAUUUGCUACGAUGCAAUGAAUUAAAUGAUCGUCUGUUGAGCAAACAUCUGAUUGGUGGACAAAAUACAAAACUAGUUCUAGAUGAGCUGGUGGAUCGUACGAGCUUAACCUCGAAUACCUUGCCAGAAGAACAUGAACCGGCUUUAACCGAGACCACAAAUACGUUUGUCACACAACCCACAACAAUUGCAGUGCCAGAAGAACAAAUGGCUCCACCGCCACCCAUGAGUUUUCAAGAUGAUCGGGAAAACGAGGAUCCCGCCCAAACUCUUAUAGCAGAUCAAUUAAGCUCAAACUCAAACGACAGCAAUGAGAACUCGCCGUCCACCUCUCAUGAGACCUUUAACGGCGACGUUGACUCAGUUAACGAUUAUGAUAGUUACAGAACUGACAUUUUGGAUGAGGCACUAACACCAACACCAACAACAACUAACAACAUUAUACCAAAUACUAAAACAAAUACGAGUAACAACAACCACAACCACAACAACACUAACACAACACAAAGAAUACUAACAAAUGGUUCACUAAGAUGGUCUAAAAAGUCGGCCAUCGCAUUGAAUGAUGGCCAACAGAAUGGCGUUGAUAUUGAAGAUGAUUAUGAUGUGAAUAAUAAUGAAGAUGAUGUUGUACUGUUGCGGCGCUUUGCCCCAGGCUCCAUAGCGGAACGUGAGGUCAAGAAGUGGUAUAAUGCCGUUGAAAUGCCAAACAAUCCCUAUGCGCCCGAGGCACUGAAGCAACGCAUCAGCGGCACACAGGAAAGAUUCAUGGAUGUGCCCAACAUAAGUCCGACUGCCGAGCAAAAAGCCUUGGCUUUGAGGACAACAGAGAAUGUGGAGCCUGCCAGCCGUGUGGAGGACUAUAAGCGCUAUAGUCGCGAUUAUUACAUCAACAAUGCGCCCAACGAGGGCGCCAAGGGACAGUCGUUGGGCGCCAGCAUCAGCAGCUGCCACAUGGAGGCAACAUCCGCUCAGACCGAUGAGGAUAUUGUCAUCAAUGAGGCUUCAAUUGCCGAUGCGAACUGUGUUUAUACAGCAUUGCCCGUCCAGGUUGUGGAUGAGGGCAAUGCCAGCUUGGAGUCGCUAUCGAAUCCAUCGAUGCAAUCGCAACUCACGACCAGCGAUGACUCGGAUACGGUGCGUGUCUACGAUUUCAAUAAGCAGGAGACGAGAGUCAUCGAGCGAGAAUCAGUUACGGAUCAGCCCAGCACAUCGAGCACUUUAUCCAUGGAGUCUGCACUGGGAGCAGCCUUCUCCUCCUCCCCACCAGACUCCAUGGAUGCAUCACGCAAACGUGAGCGUCCCGUUGUGCUGCAGUUUGGACCAGCUGAUUCGGUGCCCACGGUGUGUUCAUCACCCACAACCACACCCACUCGAGGCUCCACGCCGCCUGCCUUUAGAUUCCUGCAACCGAAACGUCGUUUGAUUGAACCUAGCCAAGUUCUGUCCAUAGACGAGGAAGAAGUGCCUGAACCAAGCACACCGGUGGAUAAGCCGCCAAUUGAGGAUGAUGUGGUCCAUGCCCUGCCCUCGGUUAGGGCUCUGGCUCAAGCGUUUCUCCUGACCAGCAAACGCACUCAACCCGCGAGACGCUGGCGAGCAAAGCAUGUCAAGCUGGUGUCAGCACCCGAGACACCAGAGAAGCCAGAUACACCAGUAACUCCAGUGACACGCAAGCAUAUGUUGCAACAUGCCGUCUCCAUGGCUGAGGUGGCUGAUGAAUCCACAAUUGCCUCCGAUUUAUCAUCACUAGAAACAGAUCCAUCCAUGCAGUCGGAGAGCCUAUCCAAUACCAUUCCCAUUGCUGCACCGGCGAGUCCAGUGCCCGUCCGUCGUGGCUUCCUCAGGAGUAAUAUUGCUUUCUUUGAGAACUUAAAGUUUAAGUGAAUAUGCAACUGAGGUACCUAAAUGGGUGUGUGGUCAUUGGUUGCCUAUUCCUUGCCAGGAAUAUGCACAAUAAUGGUGCCCACCUUUUUACCUGGAUACCAAAUCGUCAACAGUUUACACCAAAUAAUCAUGUGCCAUUUCCAGACACACUUCAAAAGUCAUUCUAAAGUAUUCAGAAGAAAAAGUACUUAACAUACAA